AUGAGAGAUUUUAUACUGGGUUUAUUUUGUGAUCUAGAGUACGCAUUUAGAUGUAACAAAGAGAUAUUGGUAUACAAUGAUACGAAGAAAACUAUAUUAAGAUUGUAUGGAAUAUACAGUGAUAAUGUAGAGGAUGUUGGUAAAAGUUUAAGAAUUUUUAUAGAUAAAAGUAUAUCAACACCAACUAAUAAAAAUGCACUAAACUUAAUUGUUUAUAGCGACGUAAUACAGAAAAAUAACGUUCUUCAAGAUAAAACAAAUUAUAUAUACGACAAAUCAAUACUAAGUUCAUUAUGUGAUAUUAAAAAACUAGAAGCUUUUAUACAAUAUGGAUCAGUUAAUUUAAUAAAUGAUUAUAAUAGAAAAUUAAAUACUGAUAUUCUAAAAAUACACAUUUAUGAUUAUAAUUUGAUUUAUGAUAUAUUUGGGUUUGUUAUGGGGAUAUUUUUAGUAAUAUGUGCUUAUCAUGUGGGAAAGUAUGUAUUGGGAGUACUGACAAAAUUAGAACCUGAUUAUAACAGAUAUAAAUUAGAAGGAUCAUUAUGUGUUACUAAAGAUUGUUUACCUGACAAUGUUACUGAAUGUUUAAUAUGUUACGCCAGCUUUGAAGAUUCAGACGAUAAAAUAAGGAAAUUACCGUGUUCUCACUACUUUCAUGCUGAAUGUGUAGAUAGAUGGAUAAUUAGUAGAAAUAGAGUAUGUCCUUUAUGUAGAACAAUUGUUCCUGUUAUUGAUACCUAUGCAUAA
Messenger RNA from Hepatospora eriocheir, 747 nucleotides. The record is from the annotation of a GenBank genome assembly. NCBI's taxonomy places the organism in Eukaryota, Fungi, Microsporidia, Hepatosporidae.